AUGAAUAAAGAAGAUACUAUUUACGCUGACAAUUCCGGAAGCCCAGAAAGAGUUUUUCAAGACCAUAAAAAACUUAAGGAUGCUAUUUGGGAAGUUUACCCCGAGCACUUGAAAGCUGCUCAGAAGCAGGAUAUUAUUUUGCCCUCAACUUUAAACAGUAGGUCAAGUUGCCAGAGGUUACAAUCGUCAAGAGUCUGCACAGAGGCCGAUCAAACAGAAGACACUGUUCAGGUAAGCGACAGAGAGGUUGGUAGUGAUUUUCCAGAUAAGGAAUUGGUAAUAAUAACUGAAGCCAGUUCAACUACUGGAAUGGACAGCUGCACAAAUAGAUCAAUUUCUCCGCAACUAAAUGAUAUUUUAGAUUCAGUGGUAAAUAUGGAAUAUGAAGACAAUUUAAUGGUCUUUUCGUCUGUUUUAGAUACUCAACCCUUCGAAGAUCGAAAAAAAUCAUAUAUUAAUACUGGAAAAGUCAUCAACUCGAUCAACCAAAAAAAGAAAACUAAUACAUUGCAUGAUGUUAAUCAAAACUACAACAUGAAAACUUUGGCGCAAACAGAUGAAGAUAAAGAAGAAAUUAGUUUAAAUUUCAAAAGGCAGCGACUACCAGGAAUAGAGCAAGUUAUCAAUAAAACUUCCUUUGCAAAUCAGAGAAGUGAUUACUACAGUCGCAUCCCUGCCUGUGACGGCAACGAUGCGGCUUAUGGAGCGGAAGUAGCCCAACAGUUGAGUGAUCAACGAUUGCUAAAUCCACAAGUUAGUGUAACUACGUCACCAACAUGCAGCCUACCUACUCGGGAAGGCGUUCACUAUCCUAACCAAAAUUCGUUGCCAGGAAGACCGACCGUCUCACGACAAACCGGCGCACCAGAAUCCUUCAAUACAUCCAAUGAACUGAUGGAGACUGAUUCACAGGGUUGUCGCAAUGGUUCUCUAUUGAACCCAUCGGUGUCUAAACCGAAAUCGUGGACAUCUGAAAAUAUAAGCCGGGGUACACCCUCUCUAACUUCAACACUAGCACAGUUUCAAAAUAACGGCCAACUAAGACAAAUGUCAGGAAUGCUCGAUUUAGGCAUAUCACACGUGGGCCAAACCUUUCCAUCCGCUAAUAGCACGUCAAAGAGCCUCAACAGGCAUCAAUAUCAGAAAAACAAGACUCAUUUUACUGGCGAUUGUUUGCCAGUUCCAGACGGCACUUUAUUGUCACAAAUGGAAAAUGUCUUCCCACCUAACGCUAUGGUUAUGCGUGCUGACCCAUCGUGUCCACUUCUUUUCAACUAUAAACCAACUUUAAUAAAAGAAAGUGAUUAUCAAAAAAAUCAUUACCAUCCGUCUAAUAAUGCGUUUAUUUCUUCACCAAUGGCUCCACCAAAUCCGAAUCAAACUUCUAUGCAUUUGGGUAAUGUUAAUGCCCAGAAACUAGGACUGAGCACUAUGACACCAAGUCCCACUUUCUCACCCAAUGAAGGUCUUUCGUCUUACGGUACAAUAAACGCUCAAGGACAACAGAACUCAAAGUACGUUUUUGCAGCUUCAACGACCACAGGGCGACAAGAAUUUAUCCAACAAUUAACUGGCCAAACGGCAAUAAAUCCUUGUGGUGUUAAUCUGCAAUCUGUUGACUAUGGACCUAAAAAUUCAGAGUUGAUUACACAACAAGGGUUUCCAGCAAAAAGCAAACCCCAAUGGAGUGGAUCAUAUGACAAUGCUUCAACUCCUUACAAAAACUUGCAGGGGUUGCCAACACCAAUAACUACUUCACGAGUCCAAGAGUUCUCUUCCUCUCGUAUUCAGGAACAUUCUUCAGUUCGUAGACAAGAUUUACCUUCCACUCGUCAUCUACAGUUCACUCCCUCCAGCACUCAACAAUUCCCUUCUUCUUGCACUGAAGAAUCACCUUACAGUUUUAAUAAAAAGUUUCACGCUCAAGAACUUCCUUCAACCUGGAAUAAAGACUUUUCUCCGCCACAGGGCCAAUUUGCAGCAUCUCGGCAUGAACUGCAUUCUUCACAAGUUCCUCAAAAGAUCUCUGGCCCAACUCCCUCAACAUCGGCUAUGGAUUUCCAAAUGUUGAAUUCAACAGGGCCAAAUCAAUAUGGGCCAGCAACGAAAAAUUAUAUUACAAAAGCACCAAGAAAAAAGAGAGUUACAAAAGGGAUUUCGGUCGCACAAACCAAGCGCAUACAGAAAAAAAGAAAACAAGUUGAGGAAAAGCUCUUCGAAUAUCUGCGGAACGAGAAUUGUGAUCAUAAAACAUCCGUGAUCAUUAAGAAACACUUGUAUCAUGUACAAUCUUGCCCAAGCUGGCUGUCAGGCGAGGACUGCCCACUGUGCAACCAGAUUUGUGAAAUGCUUAUGCACGCAUCUGAAUGUCAGAAUCUAAAUUGCGUCUUUAUUUACUGCGGUAUCAAGGCCUUAACUGUGGUGGCUGAGACUUUCUCCCAACCGAAAUUUGUAUACACAUUUCUCAGGAAAUUAAAUGUUAGCGAGGAAGACAUGAAUGACAUCUAUGUUCUCAAGAAUUGGAAAGAAAAACCUACUGCAGAUUAGACAAAAUGUUAAUUGAAUAUGUAUUUUUUUUUUCACUUGUAUGUAAAUAUUUUGUUUUUAAAUUUAGACGCAUUUUUUUAUCAACUAGUCUGAAAAUGAAUUCUUAAACGUAUUCCUGUUCUUGCGUAA
Nezara viridula (southern green stink bug) is the source of this 2676-nucleotide messenger RNA. NCBI's taxonomy places the organism in Eukaryota, Metazoa, Arthropoda, Insecta, Hemiptera, Pentatomidae. The record is from the annotation of a GenBank genome assembly.